AUGUCAUCGUUGCCACAUCCUGGACAACCGGGAUUGCUACUCGAUCCGGUAUCUUAUUCGAGGGUACCACCUAAGUUCAAGAGUGAGCUGGUUCGUGUUGGACCGAACAUGCUUUUUACAACCAAUCCAGAUCUCAUUCAUCAAAUGAACGCUGUGAGAUCUGGUUAUGUUAGGUCGCCGUGGUAUGGCGGGCAGAGAGUUGAAGCACAUAGUCACCAGGUAUUUUCAAUGGUUGAUGAAAAGGAGCACACGAAGCGAAGGGCCCAGGUCGCUAUUGGGUAUUCUGGGAAAGAAAUCGAUGGGCUCGAGACUAUGAUUGAUAAACAUGUCACUGCCUUUGUCGACUUGAUCAGACAAAAGUACAUCACGAGUUCCACGAUCAAACCACUUGAUUUCGCUCAGGCUGUUACAUUUUUUACCAUGGACACUAUUACAGACAUUGCGUUCGGAGAACCUUGGGGGUUCAUCGAAGCUGACGAUGAUAUUGGUGAGUGGUGUAAAUCGAUCGAGUCAGUCAUUCCAGCGGCAAAUAUGAUUUCAACACUUCCAUGGCUUUCCUACUUCCUAAACAUUCCCAUUAUAUCUCAGAUGGUCAUGCCUUCCGAUAAGGAUGAAAUGGGCCCCGGCAAGCUCCUAAGAAACAUCAAGAACGUUGUCAAUGAACGAUAUGGCAAUAAGAUUCAAAAGAGAGAUAUGUUGGGAUCUUUCAUUCGACACGGUCUUACCAAGUCGGAACUUGUUUCUGAGACUUCACUACAAAUCAUUGCUGGAAGUGACACUACUGCCGCAACUAUCCGAGCAACAUUACUAUACAUCGUUUCCAAUCCUCGAGUGUACAACAAGUUGCGCUUAGAAAUCGACUCGACCCUUACUACCGGCAAUAUCAUUCCAUCUUCGAUAGCCAGGGAACUUCCCUACCUUCAGGCUGUGAUCAAAGAAGGAAUUAGAAUGUGGCCAGGUGGUUCACUACCGGUUCCGAAAGUUGUCCCUCCAGGCGGUGAUACUUUUAACGGUAUAUUCUUACCCGGCGGCACGGAAAUUGGAAAUGACAUCUGGGGAAUGCAACAUAGCAAAACAAUAUACGGUUAUGAUGCUAACCGAUUUCGACCUGAAAGGUGGCUCGAAAAUUCAGGAGAAUACUUGCUUAAAAUGGAGAGUACGAUGGGACUGGUGUUUGGGACUGGGAAGUAUGGUUGUCUGGGUAAGAAUAUUGCUUUGAUGGAGUUGGACAAGAUAUUCUUUGAGCUUCUGAAGAAUUUCGAGUUUCAACUUAUCAACCCCGAUAAACCAUGGGAGAGUAAGAAUUAUGGCAUGUGGUUUCAAAGCAAUAUGCUAUUGAGUGUUGCGGAUAGGAUUUUGUAA
Molecule: messenger RNA, 1362 nt
Organism: Glarea lozoyensis ATCC 20868
Lineage: Eukaryota; Fungi; Ascomycota; Leotiomycetes; Helotiales; Helotiaceae
Product: Cytochrome P450
Exons: 7
Coding region: 1-1362 (453 amino acids)
Molecular function (GO): oxidoreductase activity, acting on paired donors, with incorporation or reduction of molecular oxygen; iron ion binding; monooxygenase activity
Source: RefSeq, a predicted model, not a curated record